Drosophila melanogaster (fruit fly) is the source of this 568-nucleotide messenger RNA. RefSeq lists its product as uncharacterized. Lineage: Eukaryota; Metazoa; Arthropoda; Insecta; Diptera; Drosophilidae. The transcript is spliced from 2 exons. The record is from RefSeq and is marked reviewed. The coding region runs from base 30 to 488 and encodes 152 amino acids.
CUUUGGCUUAGUUAUCGUUCAGAUUCACGAUGGACAUGAUUGCUUUGAUUUCGAUUUGGUUCGUUUUGAUGAACGUGGCUUGGUUUCAACCGAUAUAUUUCCUCAUGCCAACUCAAGUAGCCCGCAGCUUUAACUUGGCAGAGGAUUCAUUUUACCAGGAACCAGAACGGAUUGAAGGGAUUCAGUUCAUCGAAGACCCCGCCAAGCUAUUCAAGCCCAAUGAUUUUUUUCGAGAAGUAAACAAAUUUAUUAUCGGAGUUCAAGAAUUCGUGCAGAAUCCAUCGUCUUCCCUGUACAGUGCAUUCAACCAACUGCAGAGCAAUGCCAAAAAGAACCACCAGAAAAACCAGAAGCCCGUGGUGGUUCUUGACCCCUUUGGUAACAUUACAUUCACCCUGGGCUGGUCAGCCAACCUGGGAGUGUUCAAUAGCAUCAGUUUCAGCAAGAGUCGGAGUCUGGUUAACUACAAUGGCUGGACUAAGGGUUAACAAUCCGCUGGGCUAAAUCAAUGGCCAGAUGAUAACAUACUUCUGGGCUGGGCCAUGGCAAUAUAAUUCGAAUUAAAAUU